UGCGCUUUAAAUUGAUUAACUUGACAUUGCCUUUUGAAGCAGCGAAACUACAACACUUUUCUAUAUUCAUAACAAACAUUGAAACAAAACGAAGGCAUAAGAAUGAAACAUGUUGUAUUUAUUCAUUUUUUUACAGUCCUGUUGGCUCUGGUAACUGCUUGGGAAGUUGAAAAUAUUUUAGUUUCGUCAAUUCCGUUAAAGGAUUUCAAGCAGCCUGAACAAAUACACAUAUCGUUCGGAGAUGAACCCACUAAAAUGCUAGUAACAUGGAGCACUAUGAAUGUUACCCAGAAUGCAACCUGCCUGUAUGGAAUCGGAACAACGAAUAUGAUUGCCAAAGGUUACACCAGAAAAUUUGUUGAUGGUGGACCACAGCAGCACACACAGUUUAUACACAGGGUCACACUUAUAAAUCUUAAACCUGGAACUCGAUAUGUGUACAGUUGUGGGAAUGGUGUUCUUAUGAGUGACUUGUUGACUUUUGUCUCAAUGAAGGAUGGAUCUGACUGGAGUCCAAGGAUAGCUCUGUUUGGUGAUCUGGGCUUUGUUAAUCCUCAGUCUGUUCCCAGACUUAUCAAUGACACCAAAAAGGGAAUGUAUGAUGCUAUUUUCCAUGUUGGUGACUUUGGAUAUGAUUUGGAUGCACAAAACGGUCAUAUUGGGGAUGAAUUCUUGAACUUGGUGCAACCAAUUGCUGGUCAGGUACCAUACAUGACAUGCCCUGGCAAUCAUGAAAAUGCAUACAAUUUCUCCAAUUAUAAAAACAGAUUUACAAUGCCAGGCGAUGAACACAUGGACAACAUGUUUUAUAGUUUUAACAUUGGACCAGCACAUGUGAUCUCAAUAUCAACUGAAUAUUUCUUUUACCUGUAUUAUGGUCUUAUGCAAGUGCCUAGACAGUAUGAAUGGCUGGAAAAUGAUCUCAAGGAAGCUGCAAAACCAGAGAACCGUGCCAAGAGACCUUGGAUUAUAACAAUGGGACACAGACCUAUGUAUUGUUCUAAUAAUGAUAAUGAUGACUGUACACACCAUGAAAGUCUGGUAAGAGUUGGUGUGCCAUUUUUACAUCUGUUUGGGUUGGAGAAAUUGUUCCAUCAAUAUGGUGUGGAUGUUAUGGUAUGGGCACACGAACAUUCCUAUGAAAGAUUAUGGCCAGUUUAUGAUCGAAAGGUUAUGAAUGGUAGUAGAGAUGAACCUUACACAAAUCCUAAAGCUCCAGUUCAUUUUGUCACUGGAUCUGCUGGGUGUCAGGAAAGGCAUGAUCCUUUUAAGAACCAAACAAUUCCCGAAUGGUCAGCUGUCAGGAGUUUAGAUUAUGGAUAUUCUAGAAUGCAGAUUAUGAAUAGUUCUCAUUUAUACUGGGAACAAGUUUCUGAUGACCAGGGUGGAGCAGUGAUCGACAAAGUGAUGAUAAUAAAAGACAAACAUGGUCCUUAUGAAUAGACAAAAGUAUUUUAUCUAUUUUUACAUGCUGCAAUCAAAAAUCUGUUUUAUAUGUCAGAAAAUUUUUAAUUUUUGUUUAUAUUAAACUUAAAUGAAUUGGAUGACAAAAUGUGAUUGACUUCUAAUGUACCUCCCAACUUAUAUAGAACUUAUCUCAUUGGCCAUUUGUAUUUAAUCCAAAGAAGUAAUAUUUUAUACAUUGUUACUAUUAUCAUAACAUCUUUACAAGUGUGUUAUGGUAUUAUUGAUCCCCCCCUUGAAUUUUGAAAUUUGAAUUAAAUUUGUGGUUCCAGAAAUGGUGAAAAUGCCUACAAUUAAAGAAUUAAAUCAUUUUGGCAUAUAUUAUUAAACAAGAACAGUAUAGAAUAUUAUAAAACCAUGUAGUUCUGUGAAAAAAAUAGAAAAAAGUUCUGUAUUUUAACAUUUACUCUGUGAAAUAAAUUGCUUCAUUGACAUUAUGGGUAUUAACAAUCUCACUCAAACUACUACAUAACUUGGUAUCAUUAACCAGCAUUAGUUUCAUCAGGGUAUAUCAUUGAAAAUAAUAUAUGUUCAUGCAAGUAUUAGUUUAAACAGUAUUUCAUUCAAAUAAAUUGAAUUGGACUGGGCAACAGGCAUAGCCUAUGUAAGCCCUCUCCAUAUUUUUAUUAUAUUUCCAAGUAUUAUUUCUUUCCUGUUUUUUUUUUUUAAUUUACAAAUUUUUGAAAAGCAAUAAAGAACAUUAAAAUCAUUUUUUAGUGAUUUAGAAGAAUUUAUUAUACAUAGAUUUGAAAUGUUUUUUUAUAUAAAAUAUGAUUAUAUAAAAAAAAAAGUAUAAAAACUAUCCUAAUGCUUAUAUACUACAUGUAUUUUGAUAAGAUAUCAUUUUAAUAUUUCACAAACUAUUUUCUAUGAAGAAAUUUUUUUCAUCUAUUAUUCAAAAUUUAUUUUAAAUUAUCUACAGUAAUACUCAGUUGUCCAUUUCACAAUUAAAAUUGAUUAGAAAGUUAUAUUUAAACACUUGUAUCAGGUUUUCAGAUAUACAUUCCACUUUUUUUUAAUUGAAUGUACAGAUAAUCUAGUAUUAACUGAAACCCUUACUAAACCAGACUAGCUCCAGAGUAUCUUUAUAUCAAUUCCAACUAAUUUUUAACCAGUAUAAAGAAAAUACUUGUCUUAAACAAACAAAACCCAAAGCCCUUUAGGGGAAUUGUUUAGACAUGUUUCAUUCUAAAAAACUGAAGUUUUUUCAACAUGAACUAUUGAAGUCAAUAAUUCUAAAAUAUGAUAUGAGUUUAGGAUAAUAAGACAUGAGGAAACAGUAUCCACAGACUUUUCAAACCUAUUAUUUAGGCUCUAUAGUUCUAUUGAUUACCAUCAACACUUUUUAAUAUCGGACAUUCUAGAAGGGCACUUUGUAAGAGCCAUCACUACUACAUUAGGAGAUUUUGUUUGUUGAAAACUUGUUUUCUAUGUUGUGUUUUGUAUACUGUUGUUUGUUUUUUGCCAUGUCAUUGUUGUCAGUUUAUCCUCCACUUAUGAGUUUGAGUAUCUUCCACCUCUUUUUGGGGAAAUGUUACCAAAAAUCAACAAGGUCAUACCAAUUUAUUUUUCUUAUUUUGAUUUUUUUUGAAAAUAUAUUGGCAGAUGACUUUUAAAUUCAAAUAUUUAAUAGAUACUAUUUGGAAUAGUCCAUGAUAGAUACUGAUUCAAGGAGAAAAAAAAUUGUUUAAAAAUAAUUAGAUAAAAUGAUAUGAUACAUGCAAUAAGGCAUUUAUCUUUUUCUUACAUGCUACACCUCAUCUUCUCUUACUAUUCUCUAUCUAACAAAUAUUGUUUACAGUCAGUGAAUCCCUGCAUGUCAUAAUAUUAGUUUAUUUUUGUUUUCAUUUGACUUUUAUUAUACUAUACAGCAUUGACAUAUCCAAAAGUAACCCCAAUUUUCCAUAACCAGAAAAGAAUUUGUAAAUAUUUUAUGAUGGCAAAAUAAUAUACUUGAUUUGUACACUAACAAAAAAUGGUUUACUUUAAUUAAAUAAAAUAAUUUUUUCAUUAAGUAAUUAUUGAUCCAUUUAAGAUAUAGACAUCAUGUAACUACUAGGUUAUGGUAAUCUGAUGAGUAAAGUAGUGUAAGAGAAGGGAAACAUUAUAGAAUCUUUUUAUACUUUGCUGAAAUGUUUUUUUGUAUCAUGUAAUUUAUAAAUUAUCAUAAAAAAAUAUGUAUCCCCCAGUUUUUUUUCAAGUUACAGGUUAUUUAAUAUCCCCAUACUUAUAUGAUUGCUGCUUCUAAUUUAUUUAAUACUUCCAUUCUACCUAAAUGUUUCAUUGUAUCAUUUAUAAAAGUGGAAUAUUUAUAUGAUUUUCAUAUGAGGUGAAAGGGAGAAAUGGAGAAUGACGGGUAAUCCUCUCUAUCACUUCUCCUUAAAGUGAUCUUAAAAAGUCAGAGUAAUGUGAUAUGUAUUGAUUUUUGUUUCUAUAUAUUUGAUGUUAAUAUAUAUGUUGUUCAUUCUUUCUUUGUUUUGAUAUUAUAAACUACAAAGUAUUAGUUAAUAAUAAAAUAAAUAUUACAUUU
This is a messenger RNA of Mytilus californianus (California mussel), 3994 nucleotides long. Its product is annotated as acid phosphatase type 7-like. Lineage: Eukaryota; Metazoa; Mollusca; Bivalvia; Mytilida; Mytilidae. The record is from RefSeq and is a predicted model, not a curated record. Gene Ontology annotation, molecular function: acid phosphatase activity; metal ion binding. The transcript has 12 exons. The coding region runs from base 103 to 1443 and encodes 446 amino acids.